This is a messenger RNA of Ceratitis capitata (Mediterranean fruit fly), 1852 nucleotides long. RefSeq names its product Bardet-Biedl syndrome 1 protein (gene BBS1). Gene Ontology annotation, biological process: protein localization to cilium; non-motile cilium assembly. The record is from RefSeq and is a predicted model, not a curated record. Gene Ontology annotation, cellular component: BBSome; centrosome; axoneme. The coding region runs from base 29 to 1825 and encodes 598 amino acids. Gene Ontology annotation, molecular function: patched binding; smoothened binding. The transcript is spliced from 5 exons. NCBI's taxonomy places the organism in Eukaryota, Metazoa, Arthropoda, Insecta, Diptera, Tephritidae.
CAACAACUUUUGCUGAAGCCUCAACAACAUGCCUGUCAACUCCAAAUGGCUGCAGGUAAUUGUGGACGAAGACGAGCCACGACCGCGUCUGAAUACCGUCACCAGCUGCAUGACAUUGUGCGACAUUAAAUGCGACAAUUACGUGCGACUGAUUGUGGCAGACAUCUCGUUGGAGGAUGAACCGACGGCGACCUUGAAAAUAUUUCGCGGCACCGCGUUGCAUACUGAACUGAAGCUUAACGGUAUACCAGCGGCAAUACAAAGUUUCUACAGCGAAGAGUCAGAGCCAAAGACGCCAGUUGUAGCAGUCGCCAUAGCCGAAUCGGUGCUGUUCUAUCGAAAUUUGAAACCGUACUUCAAGUACACAGUGCCUGGCAUAGAGGCCGAAGAGGCGGAGGCAGAUCUCUGGCGUAAAUUGCCAACGGUGCGUGUGGAACAACAGCCAGCCUUGGUUGAAAGUUUGAAGACCAUGGAGCGGCCCAAGUUGUCUAGAAAGUCGCAAAAGCUUAUACAACUACCGCAAGAGGAGCAAAAUGAGUUCAUCUUGAAAUACACGGAUGCCACGGUAAUGCGCCACGCCAAUAUUGUCGCUCUGAGUUGCCUACAACGCAUCUCCAGCGAUCCGAAUCCACCCUCACAUUUGGUGAUUGCCACCGAUAACGGUGAUAUACUGGUGUUGGAACCACAAAGUUUCGGUUUAAUUUACCAAGCCAAGACUUGCGCCUAUGAAACCGUGCCCUCUAUGAUUGCCGUACACGGCACGUAUGAGACCGAUUUCCGCAUAGUGAUUGCCACACGUUAUGGUGGUGUCUAUUUGCUACGAAAAUCGGUAAAAGAGGGACAGGAGAUAUUUAAAAUUUCCCAUCCCUUCACCGGCUUAAUGCUACUGCCAGUGGAUCAAACCAUUACAGUAUGCGCCAUGGAUUGUAGACUCGUCUGCUAUUCGAAGAAGGGUAAACAAUUGUAUGUGAAUAAACUCUCCGCUGUGCCGAUAUGUAUGAUUCCGAUAACGCUACCGCAUUUGGGCCUUACACUUUGCUGUGUAGCCUUGGAGGGUGGCCUGGUACAACUCUACCUGCAGCGGUAUUUGGUAAAUGAAUUCCAUAUGGUUUCGACAAUAGGCGCUAUGUGCUUCGGCCGUACCGGACACGAGGAUUAUGUGCUGACUAUGGUUGGCGUGGGGGGUGAGGUUUUCGUUAAGAUUUUGAAGAGAACCGCCGGUUUUGAUCCAAGUGAACUAAUGGCGCUCAAAGGCAAUUCGGAGAACAAAGUAAUGGUCGAAACGAUUUUAGAGAAAUCUAAAAAGAGUUCAAUAUUUGUGGAGCAAGCGGCUAGAGAAAAACAAAAUGCUAAAGCAACCUACGGCGCCUUCCAGGCUGAGCUAUGGCGUUUGCGUUAUGUAGCUGCUCGUGCUACUGUUGACGCCAUCAAUUCAUCGGAGAGCACAAUAUCCGGCGAUAUAACACAUGCACCGGUCAAACUGACAGCUGAGAUAUGUGGUGUUGGUCCAGAGUUUAGACUCUAUCUCACCAUACAGAAUAUGUCCAGCUACAAGAUGGCGUCAAACUUAACAGUUCUUUUGCAUGCUGAUCGUCGUCAUUACACCAUAAAUAAGUCGUUAGCAAAGUUACCCAGCAUUUUGCCCGGUGUGCCGCUGAAAAUCGACUUUGAAAUUGUCGCAGUUUUGGAUCCGAACGAUAAACUGCCACCGCAUACACUAACGAUAGAUAACUCGCAAAUUCGCGUUAUGCUGCUGAAAGCGCGCCAAACAAAACCGAUGAUCGCCGCUGUGAUCGCCAUGCCGCAAUCGGAAGCGAAUAUUUGAACGAUGUGCUGUGUAUUGGUGUGAGCG